Messenger RNA from Schistosoma spindalis, 7529 nucleotides. The record is from the annotation of a GenBank genome assembly. NCBI's taxonomy places the organism in Eukaryota, Metazoa, Platyhelminthes, Trematoda, Strigeidida, Schistosomatidae.
CACCAUUAUUUAAAUUUUUUUUAUGUAUGAUAGGAAUGAAAAUUUAAAAAAACAACUUCGGAACUACUACAUUACCAUUACAACAACAACUACAUGGUUACAUGGUGAAUCUUUGUCUUAUCGUCAAUAACAUUUACCAACAAUAAAACAAACACACACACACACAAGAAAACUCGGAACAUAAUAAAUGGAAAUUAAUAAUUAUUGGAAUAACAAAAAGAGAAAAAAGUGAAGAUAUUUGAUCUUAAAUGUAUGAAACUGAAAUGGAUAAAUUUAUAUAUAUAUAUAUAGAGAGAGAGAGAAACUGUAAAAUUCACUUAAAUCUAUAUUUAAUCAUUAAUCAUAAUGUCAUCGAAAUUCAAAAAAGACUCCUACAAUUUAAAACAUCCCCCUUUCAUAGCACCAUCACCAGCAUCAGCACCACCGCCACCACCACCACCACCACCACCAUCAUCAUCAUCUUCACCAUCAUCUUUAUUAAAUAAACAAAAUAAAAAAAUGAUUAAACGUUCAGUGACAUUUGAACAAAGUAUAAAUUCAAAAUCAUUAUUAUCUUCUAUUACUUCUAUAUCUUCUUCAUUAUCUUCAAUAUCACAAUGUUGUACAAAUUUAUGUAAUAAACAAAAUACUUAUACAUUUUCAUAUUUAUUACGUGUUAAUCCUCCAAUAUUACCCGGUGAUAUAUUAAAUUAUUUAGGAUUUACUAAAUCUACUUCAGCAGCAGCAGCAGCGACAACAACAACAAUACCACCACCACCACCACCAACAACAACAACAACCACAGCAACAACAUCUGUACCUAUCUUGUCAAGAUCAAAUGUCAAUGGAAAUUCAACUGGAAAAGUCAAAGUCAUUAUCUGCAUCAAUCAAGAAUAUAACAAUCAUCACCAUCAUCAUCAUCAUCAUCAUCAUGAUAAUAAUAAUAAUCAUCAUACCAGUCAAGGUUUAGCGAUAACAGCUACAACAGCAUUGAAAACAGUUGGAAGUUUAUUAUCACCAAAUAAUCCAUUAAAUACUAUACAUUUAAAAGGGAAUAAAAGUACUACUGAUUUUUCAUCGAAUUCAUCUUUAUCCAGUUGUAUUCAAAUUGAUGAAAAUAAAAAAAUAAUUACAUUGUUGGAUCCUACACCAUCACGUCGUAGACGAGGAAUUGGUGGUGUUGUAAGAAAUUAUAAAUUUGAUAAUAUUGUAACACAGGAUACAUUGAAACGAGAAUUUUAUUCUAUGGUUCUCAAUGAUGCUUUAACUGCUGUGUUGAAUGGAAAAGAUAGUUGUAUACUGACUAUUGGACAUAAAGCUACUGGUAAAACACACUCAAUGAUUGGUUAUGAUUACUCACCAAUGGAAUGUGGUAUUAUUCCAUGUGGAAUAAGUUGGUUAUAUCAAUUAUUAAAUUAUCAAAAACAAUGGUACAAUACAAGAUUUUCUAUAAGAAUAUCAGCUGUUGAGAUUACUGGAUUGAAUGAAGAAUUUCGUGAUUUAUUAGCGAAUACAAAAGCAUCAUAUGAUGAAGAAUAUUCGGAUAAAUCACCAAGUCAUUAUUUACAAACAACAAAUAGACCAAUGCAACAGAAGAAUUCAACUUCUUCUACUUCUUCUUCUUCUUCUUUAUCAUCAUCAUUAAUGAAUAAAAUUAGUCUUGGAACAAAUUAUGAAAAGGCACAAACAAUUUCUGCUCAAAUGAUUGAUAAAUUAUCACAUCUAUGUGAAUUACGUGCAUCAACAGCUGAAAAAGCCGCUUAUCUACUUGAUACAGCAUUAUCAAAUCGUACAGUACAUAAUUGUAAUAAUUUAUCCGGUUUAUCACAUAUGUUAUUUACAUUACAUUUAUAUCAAUGUAAAUUAGAGAAUAACAGCAGUGAAAUGAGUAUUUCUGGUGGUAGAACGAAAUUUCAUUUUCUUGAUUUGGGUUGUGGAAGAUAUGGACAACAUUCCAUUCAUGUAAACAAAUGUGUUGCAGUAGAAAAUAAUUCAAAUUUUAAUAACCAUUCAAAAUUUAAUAAAAAUGAAAAUAUUAACAAUACUACUCAUAAUACUACUAAUAAUGUCUUGAAAUAUUCAACCAUAGAAGAUUCAUUAUCUAAUUGUACAACUACCUUUAGUCAAGAAUUAAAUUCAAUAGAACAUAGAACACUUUCAAAAGCUCUUUCAUUAUCUGGUAUUGGUAGUGUUUUAUUAGCUUUAUUGACUGGUAGACGACAAUUACCAUAUUAUGAUUCUUCACUUACUUAUUUAUUACGUGAAGCAAUAACUGGUAAUCAAAUUCAACCAUGUAUCUUAGCUCAUAUAUCUGAAAAUGUACAAUACUAUACAGAAACAUUACAGGUUAUACAACUUGCUACGGAAAUAAAUCGUCUUAGACGUCGUAAAAUUGUUAUUAAUCAUAUUGGCACGUUAAUUAAAGAUCAUGAAUUAUCAUUCCCAUUAUCAUUGAAUACUAGUAAAAGUCAAGAAGAAAUUGGUUCAUCAACAUCAAACGAUACAGAUAAUGAUAUUCUACGUGUAAAUCAAUCAAAACAUUUACAUAGACGACCAAGACUUGGUCGUUUAUCAUAUGCUAGAUCAUUAGGAUCAUGUAGUUCUGAAUUAGAUUGUACAUCAAGUGGUGAACAAUCAUGUGAUACAGUAAUUUAUGUUGGUAAUAAUAAAUUAUUACAAGGUGAACGUCGUCUAAGUGAUAGUCGUAUUACAUCAUAUUCUAUUAAAAAAUUAGGUCCAAGAGGAUUAGCUGAUGGAAGUAUAGAUAUAAUGGAUAAAACCGAUAGUUGUAGAGGAUCAUCAGAAUUAAUAGCUUUGAAUGAUGAAACGCUUAAACAAUAUUCAAUGGAUCAGAAUCAACAUACUACUCAUAUUACUGAAUUAUCAAAUAUGAAUAAUGUGAUAACAGUUAAACGAAUGAUUCCUAGAACUAAUGCAACUGUAUGGCCUCGUAUUAUGAAUAGAACAAAAUCUAGAAAAUUUUUACAAUCUUUAACAACAACAACAACAACAACAACAACGACUCCAACAUCGUCAUCAUCAUCUUCAAUGAAUAAUAAUAGAAUUGAAGAAACUUGGAUUGAUGGUCCAAAUGUAUCAUUAUCAUUAUCGGUUAAACAAAGAAAUGAUAUUGUAAAUUUAUCAAAUGGAUCAUUGUUAUUAUCACAACCGUCGUUGUCGUUAUCGCCAACACCUCCGCCACCGCCACCGCCACCACCAUCCUAUCAUAAUGUUGUACAUAAUUUGAUUAAAGAUCAUAUUAAAACAUCAUUUCUAUCAAAUACAGAGGAAUUAUGUGAACAAAUGAAAGAGGAAACAAUUAUAAAUUCAAUUGAAGCACAAAAUAUACACACUACAUCUAUGAAUAAAUCAAUUCAACAUUUUAACACGACUACCAAUUCUACCAUCACUACCACUUCUACUACUACUACUACCACUACUACUAAUACUACUACUGAAAAUAAUUUCAGUAGUAAUUCAAUGAAUAAUUCAUUUUCUACAUUAGAUAAUAAUCCAACUGAUAAUAUACCAAGAGCAUUAUCUGAUAUAUCUGAAUGUACUGAAGAUGCUGAAACAAUUCAUGAAUCAAAUUCUAUAAAACAAUCUCUUAUUAAUUUAUCAUUAAAAGAUGAAUUAUCAACUAAUUUAUUAACAUUUAAUAAUUUAUAUACAAGUUGUUGUCAAUUGUCAAUCAGUAGUAUGUUGAAUGAUAAACAAAAAAAUACAGAUCAUAAUGUUUCUAAUCUUUCUAACAUGAUGAAUACUACUACUACUACUAAUAAUAAUAUUAAUAAUACUAGACCUACGGAAGUAUUACUUGAUAUUGGAAGACAAAUCCGUGAAGCAUCAAAGUGUAAUAAUUACACAAUUCCAACAUCUUAUGUAACAACUGUAAAUGUACCUCAGUAUUUAAAUCAUUUAAAUGAAGAUGAAGAAUUAAUGUUAAAUAUGAAUAAUACUAAAUCAACAUUAUUAAAUCAAGAAUUUGUUAAUCAAUUAAAACAACCCGUUACCAUCCAUGAUAUGGUUAGUACAUCGAAUUCAGAGAAUCGAAUUUCUUUAUCACCAAGUAUGAAAUUUAAAGAGAACAAUGAAGCUAAUAAAAGAAACAUUUCACAAUCUACUAUUGUUCCUUUUAAUAUAUCAAUUAAUGAUCCAUGUCAACAACAAUCUAGUCAACCAGAUCAUUGUAACUAUAAUCAAAUGAAAUGUCAACAUUUAACAUCAUCAAGAUUGAAUACACCAGUAGUUGAUAAGAAAUUGACAAACAGCUUAUUACAUAAUAAUCAUCAUGUUUCUACUAAUCUUAAUAGUAAUACUCUUAAUAAUUCAUUAUUUCGUGUUGCUGAAUGGGUUAGUUCCAUUAGUACAUCACAUUCAUGUCAAUCAAUACAUUUUGAUGAUACAAUCAAUUGUUCAUUAUGUAAUCAUUAUUAUAAAAACAGUAAUAAUAAUGUGAAUGAUACUGCUAAUACUACUAUUCAUACUACUACUACUACUAGUGAUAAUACUACUAAUAAUAAUAUCAGUAGUAAUAAUUCAUAUCCUUGUUUAAAUUAUCCAUAUUCAAAUAUGAUAACUACAAAGAAUUCAAUAAAAUCACAUUUUAUAAAAGAAAAAAAUUGUUCAAAUCAUUCUAUUCAUUCAAUUACACCAUCUACAUUGAAUGAUUCUGCAAUUGGUUCAUUAAAUUAUAUAAAACAAAAUGAUUCAUUAAUUAAUUCAAUUAAUCGAUUAAAAUUCAAUGAAACAAUUGAUAAUAGACAAGGAGUUUCAUUGUAUAGUUCAUCUCCAUCAGUUCCACCUCCAUCUGUUUUAUCAAAUAACAAUGAUACAAAUAUACAUUUCUAUUCAUCUCAUCCUAUUCAAUCUGAAAAUAUUUGUAAAAUUCCUCAAUCUUAUUCUACUCCAAUAUUUUUAUCAUUACAAGAAACAAAAUUACAAAAUUUACAAUCUUCAUUGAAUUAUCCAUUGACUACAUUGAAUACAUCAAAUGUAAUGAAUCAAUUAAAUAAUGAAACAGUUAUUAAUGGACAAAUAAGUCAAAAUCAAAUGAUCAAUUUAAAUUCUUUACAUCAUCAUAAUGAUCAUCAUAAUUAUCAUCAUCAUCAUCAGUAUCAUCAGUAUCAACAUCAUAAUGAUCAUCCUCAAUCAUAUGAAAACGGAAGUAAUAAUAAUAAUAAUAAUAAUAAUAAUAAUAAUAGUCAUAGUCAUAAUAUAUCACCUAUAUGUACAUCAAAACAUGCAUAUUGUACAGAAUUCUAUCAGCAAUCAAUAAAUCUUGAUCAACAACAAAGACAAGAACAAGAACAUAAAUCUAUUCAUCGUCAUCAUUAUCAUCCUCCUCCUCCUCAUCCUCAUAUUUGUGAUAAAAUUACUACUAGUAUAGCUACGAAUACUACUACUACUAUUAAUACCAAUACUAUUACUAUAAAUGAAUUCAGUAGUUUAGUGAAUCAAAAUAAUGAAGAAAAAGCUAAAAUGAAAUUAUCAUUAAAAUUUUUAACUUUACCAUUAUUUCGUAGUUUACGUUUACUUAGAAAAGGGAAAAAAGAACAUCAUCAUAGAAUUCAACAUGAAACAAAUAAGAUGAUUGUUAGAAAUGAACAAACCUUAUGUAUUCAUAAUAAUAAUAAUAAUAAUAAUAAUAAUAAUAAUAAUAAUAAUAAUAAUGGUAAUCGUAUAAAUAAAAUUGAACCGGUAAAAUUAACUUCUUUUAGCUCUUCAAAUUGUCAAAAAUCAUUGAAUUCUAAUGAAAAAUCAAAUCAAUUAUCAUCUACUAUAUGUGAUCAUUAUUAUUAUCAUCAUCAUCAUUAUCACCAUCCUCCUCCUCCUCCUUCUCAUCUCCCUCAUACAAUAAGUCUCCCUUCAAAUUUAUUUACUAGUAAUAAUAAUAAUAAUAAUAAUAAUAAUAAUAAUCCUUCAACUACUAUGAUAGUUACAAAUUCUAUCAAUCAAUUUAAUCAACAUUUCAAUAAUCAAUAUUCAAUAAAUGAUCAUUUAAUAAUUAAUUCUAAUCAACAAAAAUCUAAUCAAUAUAAAUCAAUAAAAAAUCAAUAUAAUUAUAAUCAAUAUGAAAAUAAUGAAUUUAAUCAAUAUAAAAAUGAUAUUCAUUUAAGUUUAUCAAAUAGUUCAUUUAAUGGAUUUAAUGGAAUUAGUGGAAAAUUGUCUGCAUCAGUAUGUCGAUCAUCUCGUCGAAGUGGUGGUGGUUGCGCCCUUGGUGGCGGUAGUGGAGGUGGUGGACCAUCGAGUAGUGGUUAUGAAAGUAUGCAUACCGGUGCCAGUGAAUUGUCUUUAUCACAUCAAGAUUCUGCAAGUGAUUGUUCUGGACAUGUUAAAGAAAUUCUUACAAGGCGUCCAUCCAUAGAUAAAUAUCGUCGAAGAUGUAAUAGUCAACAUCAUCAUCAUCGUCAUCAUCAUCAUCAUUCUAAGAAUCUCUAUCAACAUCAAUACCAAGAUGAACAUCAUCUACAACAUUUAAAUACAACCAGUCGAAUACUUCAGUCGAAUAAUAUUAAAAAUGAAUGACAAUCCUAUUUCUUACGAGAUGGUAAUGUUGUACAUCUAAUUAUUACUAUUUACCAUUCAUCAACUUUUAUUACCAUUCAAUUUCCAAUAUGUUUAUCAAUUGAACAUAUGUAUGCAAUAACAACAGUAGACCAUAUAUUCCAUUGAAAUUCUUUUCAAUUUUAUUACAAAAUUUCAUUCUUAGUUGACUUGUUUUGUUUUUUAUUGUUGUUGCCGUUGUUGUUGUUAAUUUAAACAUUUUUCUUUGUUUGUUUAGUUAUGAACUGUUUUUGUUUUGUUUUAUAUUUGUCAAGUAUUAACAUAUAUAUUUUUAAAUAAACAUGCACACAUUUAUUAGAUCAUAUAAUUUUGAUGAUGAUAGAUGAUAACGGUGAAGGUGACAGCGACGAUGAUGAUGAUGUCGACGACGAUGGUGACGGUGACAACGGCAGUAGAUUAAAAGAAGUAUGGAAAUAUGAACAGAUUUUUUGGUGCUUUUUGUUUAAAAUUUCUUAGAUCAGUUAAAUAUCAUGUUUAUUUGUACAAAAAAGGAACAAUAAUUGAAUAUUAUACAAAGUAAUGAGAGUAAUGAAUACUUGAUCAGACGUAAUGUAUUCGUCUGUUUACGUGUGUGUGUGUGUAUGUAUGUAUGUAUGUGUGGUUAACUUCAGCGUCUUUUUUUUAAUUUGUAAUUAUUUGAUAAAAAAUACACAAGCAAUUAUUUCUUAUAAUUUUAAAUUGUAUAAUAUACUAUUGAUAACAAUGAGUUGAAUGAAUUAACUUUGUAAAUUAGGGUAUUGUUUCUGUUAUAACUUGUGACCUGUGUUCCAUGUUAAUGUAUAACGUAAUGAUACCGUCAAUUAGAAAACAGUGAAUUAUCGAUUGGAUCAAUGACGAGUAAACCCGUACGAGCAGUCUAGAGUACUUAUUGAUCCUGUUUACUACCCAGCCCAGCCAGUUAAGUCCAAAACACCAAUCUCAGCCUCUGCAAUAUGAAUCAUUUAUUUCAAACAUACUGGGUUCAUAUAUCAACCAAAUAGACC